ACUCGUCAUUCUCCCUCUGACGAAAGAAUAGACGAGAACUUCCGUUGUUUAGUGAACCGUUCGAUAAAACGGUGUUGAAAAAUUGCCGAAAGUUGCAAAUACUGCCCCUUUCCGCUCGUAUUCUGCCAUUGUAGUAGUUGUUUUUUAUGUAGAUUAAAUAUUGUGCAUGGAGUAUUUGGCUUAAGCUCAUCAUAAACGAUGUCUGCGAUGUUCGAGGGGAAUGCCUUGUCAGCCAUGCAGACUUCUCACUGCCACACUCCUCUAAACAAUUACAGUCCUCAAGAGCUGGCUUUAGAAAUCAAAGCUUUCAUCAGUGGCGUUGACCAGACGCAGGGACGUAAACUCAGCGUUCGGGAUCAUGCCCGCUGCGCAGUGCGCCUCCUUCGAACUGUCCCAGCCUGCCGUGGAGCCGUCUUGGAGCACUUAAGGGGAGUGUAUGAUGAAUAUGUUGCAGCCUUUCUGCAAGACCUGGAGGCAGAAGGUGAAAAUGGUGGUAACAGUACAAGUGGAGGCAGCACCAGUGUAUCCAAUUUGGAGGACGUUAUUAAAGAAAUCCAUGCAGUACUUUCUGAAUUUAUCAAGCUUAGUCCUAAAGCUUGGGCUCCUCUUGUGUCCACAUGGGCUGUUGACCUUCUUGGUCAGCUUAGCAGCAAGCAUGCAGGACGAAGAGCGGCUCCUCACUCGUCCAGCCUAAAUGAGCUGCUGCAGCUUUGGAUGUCAUGCGCAGCCACUCGCUCACUUAUGGAGUGCUACUCCCAGUGUCUAGCGGCCAUGUUGGCCUGGUGCCCCGAUGCCUGUGUGGAUGCCUUGUUGGACACCUCUGUCCAGCACUCCCCUCAUUUUGACUGGGUCGUUGCCCAUAUUGGUUCAGCUUUUCCUGGCACCAUCAUCAGCAGGGUGCUGGCUUGUGGCCUCAAAGACUUUUAUGCGCAUGGAUAUUCCUCUGCUGAGAAGAUCAACCAACAGCAGCCAAUAGACAAGAGCAGCAGAGUCCCCAAAAUAGGCUCAGUGGUUGGUAUCCUGGGGCACUUGGCCUCCAGACAUUCUGAUAGCAUCAAGAAAGAGCUUCUCCGGAUGUUUCAGGAUAGUCUGUCUCCGCCCCCUCAAAAUGUACCCCCGCAUUCAUCCGGGGCAGGCGGGUGGGAGAACUCCCCUCAUCUCCGUAGGGCCACUGUACCUUUUUUGCUUCAACUGGCUGCUCUUUCCCCCACUCUCCUUGGUGCCGUUUCUGCAGAACUGGUAGAGUUCCUCAGACCGCCUGUGCUAAUUCAACUCCAGGCUCAGUUCCAGGCCUUUCCCCGGGAGGAGCUCGAGAAUAUGUUGAGUCUAGCGGUGCAUCUCAUAAGCCAAAGCCCUUCAGGUGGAGCAAGGGUGCUGAAGUUCCUUGCAGACACUGCUACACCAUCGUCAGUGAUCAUAUCAGGCCCUACACCCUCUCCCCAUGAUAGUAUUCGAGAAGCCUGUGACCGCUUACUGCAAAUGCUUCUGCUACAUCUUCACAAGCUGGUGCACAACAGACCAGAGGGUGAUGAACCAUUCCCACAGUCCUCUGCUGCCCCAGCAAUGCUGCAAGUGAUCCCAUUUCUAGAGGAGCUCCAGGAAAACAUAGGUGAUCUGUGCGCCGAAACCCUCCGUCUUGAGCGGAAGAGGCACCUCUGGUUGCAUCAGCUCCUGUGUCUGCUAUCCGUGUAUGGUGGCCCGAGCGUGGCCACUGAAGCUUUGUGUCAGCUCUUCACCCAAGCCCGAAACCCAGAGGAGCUUGCUCUGGCCUCGCAAUUGUACACCCCACUUUCCACUUCACUUUCCGGGUUGCUUCCAUCAACAAUAGCCCGCUGUGUUGCCCAGAUCCACACUCAAACCCUUGACAACAAACAGUUGGCUCAGCUCCUGAACAACCUGGGUACUGCGGUACAGAGUCAAGAGGAGGAUCGGAAAAAUGGAGGGGCUGCAACGGGGAGUUCGGCUCAGUCAUCGAUGGCCGCACAAGUCAGAGUUGCCAUCUCCAACCACCUUCAGGAUUUCUGCCCUUUCCUUCUUCAUGGCGACACAGUGGUCUCCAAGGCAGCUGUCCGUCUGCUUUCGUGUAGCCAGCUUCCCAGAGCUUGCUCUCCAGCUCAUCUGUUGCUGAUAUGCAGAGCGGCAGUGUCACACUUCUUUGUGUGUUUACGACAGCAAGGGGAAAGUCUUAGGGUAGGGGAAGAGGAGGUGGGCUACUCCAUGCGACUGUUGUCACGUCUUGCAGCCUACUCUCCCUUAACGCUUAAAGCUGUGCUGCAACAACUAGUGGAGGGAGCCCUGCACAGAGGCAACCGAGACUUAUUUGGAGGUCUGCAGGAGAACCCAGGUGAUGACACCACACAGUCAUCCAACCUUGUUCCAGACUUGGGCGUCUCCCUCUUGGACAUCAACUGCAAAUUUGGCACCUCUGUUAACUUCUCGGGUAACGUGUGGUCCGUGUUUCAUGCUGGAGUAAUUGGAAAGGGUUUGAAACCUCCGUACACCCCUUCCCAACCUGACCCAGAUAGAGUCAAUCAGAAUAUGCAGACCUUGUUUGCGGUCAUGGUUCAGUGUUGUAGUUCAGGUGGAGGAAGCCCUAGUGGCAAUACUAGAAAUGGUUCUGCUGGAGGUACCACUAAUGGCCGCUUCCCUGCCAGUGAACCUCUCAUUUCUGAUGAACUUCCCCCAAUUAAUGCUGAGGCUGCAAAGGUAAUUGCUGUAACUCUGGUGGAGAACAUAUGUCCAGAUGUAGCAAAUGGAGAACUGUCCUGGCCUCCAGAAGAACAUGCUAAAACCACAGUUGAGCGAGACAUACACAUUCGUCGUUGCUUCGAAGGAAAUCCUGUGCUGUUCCAUCUUCUCCGUGUUGCUGCAGCUGGACGUCCAGCUCUGUGCUACUGCUCCGUCAUUUUAAGAGGUCUACUUUCCACCUUACUGGCUCACUGGGAAGCAUCAAGGGAACCAUCAGUGUUGGACUCCCCCUGGCACCUUCAGACCUCCUGUUUGCUCGUAUCAUGUAUGGGUGAAGGUCAGCUACUACCACCAGUGUUGAGUAACAUCCAUGAGGUUUUCCCUCACAUCUCAUCUUUUGAAGUUAGGCUUCUGCUGUUGGGUGUAUGGGAGUACAUGCGGGGGAACAGCCCAAUGCCGCAAAAAUUCACCUUCUGUGCUGACCAAGGACUUUUCUUUCGGGACUUUUCUCGGGACGGUGAUGUUGCACGCUAUAUUGCACCCAUCCAUAGUGUUCUUCAUAAGAACAUUGACCGCCUGGGACACCUUUGUUGGAGGUUUCAAAUUUGACAACUGUCAAAUUAUGAGAAGUGGUGUUCUAAGGUCACAGACUUCUUGGAUUCAGAUAUUUUUCUACAUAUUGUUAGCUUAGGUGUUAAGUUGAUAUUUCUACAUUUUAAGAGUUUUCAGUGUCAAAAAAUAGUAACAGAAAACCGCUUUAAAGCCUAAUUGUGACCGUGUAAGGAACUGCUUCUCUGUUAACUAUCACAUCUGUUUUUGUAUCUAGCAUUUAUAUCGUCUAGCUUUCUGUAGAUUUUUUUUAAGCACUGAAAACCAGGCAGUGUGAUCAAAAAUUCUGUUUUUGCAAUUCUGCACAUUGUCUCUGUUGAUGUUGGGUGGGCAACUGUAAAAAUAAAAAAUGUAUUAAAAUGCC
Molecule: messenger RNA, 3661 nt
Organism: Carassius carassius (crucian carp)
Lineage: Eukaryota; Metazoa; Chordata; Actinopteri; Cypriniformes; Cyprinidae
Gene: ints5
Product: integrator complex subunit 5
Exons: 2
Coding region: 199-3297 (1032 amino acids)
Biological process (GO): snRNA 3'-end processing
Cellular component (GO): integrator complex
Source: RefSeq, a predicted model, not a curated record